This is a messenger RNA of Lachnellula hyalina, 3669 nucleotides long. It is a transcript of the gene CARMIL1, whose product is annotated as F-actin-uncapping protein. The transcript has 6 exons. Bases 1 to 3669 code for a protein of 1222 amino acids. The record is from RefSeq and is a predicted model, not a curated record. Lineage: Eukaryota; Fungi; Ascomycota; Leotiomycetes; Helotiales; Lachnaceae.
AUGGCGCCCUUGAUGAAGGAGAGCGGGGGAAGUGGUGGUCGGCGCAAAAGUAUGAAUCUGUUCUCAAGGUCGUCACUCGGGAGUCUAACGCCGAUCAACACGGAUGUCGCAAACGACGAUGGAGGGAAACAUGAUAAGAAGAAGAAUGGAAAGAGGGCAUCUUUGUUUGGUUUAGGACCGUCUUCGAGUUCGGAUCUCGGUCUUGAUGGGACGAUGAGCCCCAUAGGCAGCGAGAGAUCGAAUUCCCCCAAGUUCCGACCUCGAACCCUCCAGAAGAACCGACCCGUCUCGAUAUUUGGCUCCUUGGGCAGACGAUCGAUGAACAACGUAGAUGAGGGGCUGGUGGAGGACUUGGCUACCUCUGUACCCGAUUCCCCCAUCGAUGUGCUUUGGGAAGGUCCUGCAUUGGAGCCGGGUGUCUCGCCCAACAACAACACAGUGCGGCACCAUGGCGAGGUUCAGACAACUAUUGGAUUAUUCAGAAAGAAAAAAGAAUACUUGGUAUUGACAGAUACGCACUUAAUACGGUAUAAAAGCCAGUCUCGAGCCGCCGAAAUCUUUCCUAAAAUUCCCCCUGUUUUCGGACGUGCAAACCAGACUCGACAUCCUUCUACAGCGUCUCUUGGCUCUUUGCAUGAAGGUCAAUCUGGGCAUUCACAUACGUCCGCCGAGAGUGAGAGUCGAAUACCUCUGGAACAAAUCGUGUCGGCAUAUCGGGUUGAAGAUGGACGACCUUUUUUCACGGCUGAGGUGGUCUAUCUAGAUGAAAAGUACGCUGGAGCGGGAUCCAUUCAGCUUAUGCUCCAUGACCCAGAAGAAGCAGAUCUUUGGCUUUCGUCCAUCCGAGGAGCUGCUCAGAAAGCAAGGCUUCUCCAGAAGGAGCCAUAUUCGCAUCGAGUUAUUCAGUAUCUAGUCAACAUCGUGAGCUCACUUAAUGAUUACGAUGUAAACCACUUUCAAGUUUUUCGAGUCGUUCGGAGGCAGACUGCUACUAAAUCAACUCGGUCCUCUUCCGAUGAUUUCCAUAAAGUAGGAUCUUCGGUUUACUACAUGGUCAUCGGUCUUCACUCUCUCCAUAUGAUACCAGUACCGGAUUUCAGUGAUUCAUCUGGGCGGCUUCUUGUUCCUAAGGCAAGAAAAAAGGCAUAUGGGAUUGUGACGCUCUUCUCGAUGACGAUCAACACUAAGGGGGAGGAUGAUAGAUUUGAAUUAGCUUUCCGUAUACCACUUCAAGAAGUUGCAAAAGUAGAACUCGCCGCAUUCGCAAACCCAGAUAUUGUCCUUGCGCUGUAUAGAGCUUGGCAGUAUUUAAAACCAUUAUGGGCUGACCAUACCUUCUUAUAUAACGGACUAGAAGCCCAUUUAAGCAAUGGUGAAGACAUUAUGGAUUAUGAGGGUGAUGAUUGGUUUGAACGAACUCUCGUGGCUUACUGUAUAGCCUAUGGUUGUAAUGCGAGCAACAUCAUAUACGCAAUUGACUUGGAAUGCGAAGACGCCCCUCAAUUCAAGCUGUAUCCGCCGGCAUCUGCAGCCGCGUAUUCUGUCUACGAACUGUUGGCGAUUAUGCGAGCUUUACGAUACAAUGAAGAGUUCCGGUCAAUAUCCUUUAGAGAUGUUAACUUGCAUAGCCUACAUGGUGUUCAUGACCUUAAAACAGAUCACAUGUGUCACAAGACAUGGGAUGGACGUGAUAUCUCUAAAUUCUCCAUCAAUCCCUAUCCACGAUCCCUGCUGUAUCGAGAGGUCCAGGCUUUAGCACUGAAGUCCAAAACUCUACGGAGGAUGGAUUUUGGAAACACCUUACCUCAACGAAGACCCAAAGAUACCUACGAUCUAGAAACUGGCGAUUCGGACAAAGAUCCAGGGUGUGAGGUUAUAGGUGCAAUUUUGGCUCUAUGCAAAGAACAGCUUACCAACGUUACUUGGAUUGUGCUGAAUGGUAUAGAGUUGGGAGAGACUGAUUUGGAAGAAAUGCUUCCCGCUCUCAACAGGAGAAGAUCGGCCGUCAGAGCUAUAGAAUGCUCACGAUGUGGUCUCACUGACCGAGGAAUUGUGCAGUUGUUGAGUCACAUGGAAAAACAAAAUGCCACAAUUGAGUGUGUCAACAUAUCUGAUAAUUCUGGUCGGAUCGACCUUGAUCGGUUCUCAGCAUCUAUGACCCGUUUUUCAAGGAUCCGGAGACUGGAUAUCUCAAGGAUCACUCGAACAUCCGGAGAUAAACCUCUUAUUGCGGCCGAAGUCUUGCUGUCCUGGAAGCUGGAAGAGCUAACCAUGAAUGGGGUACCUGUCAAUGAUGAAACCCUCGAUGCAAUCGCAUCCUAUCUGAAAAGUCCCAUGUCAGAUGGACUGCGGAUUUUGCAGAUGGAUCAAUGCAAUUUGAAUGGUUCGCAAGUCGCUAUUCUAAUGAGAGCAAUGACAAGAGUUCCUGGAGAAGCCCGUGAAUUACAGCUUCACGUAAGCGCUAACAGGUUUGAGAGGGGUGUAGGCGAUAUUGCCGCAGCUAUUAAGGAUAAUUGUACCCCGUCGACUUUUGUUGCACGUAUGAUUGAAUUCGAGAAAGAGGAUCAUUUCAGGGAGCUACUAGUGGCUCUUCGGACAAACAAAACUAUCCGGAAUCUGGAUAUCUCGAAAGCAUCGCUCCCAUAUGACGCUAAUCCUGAGACGUGUGACGCUCUUAGGUUAGUGUUUGCCGAAAACACGACGUUGCAAGAUCUGGAUAUCUCAGGCGAACAGGCGCACUUGGAAGUAACUCGGUUUGGAAUUGGUUUGAAUCUUGCUCUCACAGGUCUCAAAGAGAACACAACUUUGAAAGUAUUACGGAUCGAAUAUCAAAACCUGGGCUUGGAAGGAGCGAAUACCCUUGCUUCGGUGCUAGAAACAAAUACGGGUCUGGUCAACAUUCAUUGCGAGCACAACGAUAUCAACCUUCAAGGCUUCACUACUCUGGUAAAUGCUCUUGCCAAGAACUACACUGUUCUAGAGCUACCAUCCAUGCAAGAUGAUCAAUCUGCGUCCAUGAAGCGAUUGAGUGUCAGCUUGAGGGAAACUCGAAAUACCCCCCAUUCCUUGACGCGCGAGAAACAAGUAAAGAAUUCUAUGGGCCGCACAUUGACUAAACUCGGGGUGUCAUCGAAGACUAAGCCGCCACGGCCAGAUAUGACACCUCAGGAUCUCGAAUCCGUCGUUCGAGUCCUCGGAGAGCGAUGGGUCACCGAGAUACAACGAAUGUUGAUGUUCCUAAAUCGAAACAACCGGAUAGCGUCUGGGGAAGACAGCAUCGAUGAUCAAAAAUCUCUGGACGAGUAUCACUUGCGGCCUACAACAGCUCUGAGUGAUGGGGGGAUCUUGGAGCAAGUUAUGAACAACACAACGCCGAAAGCAGACCUGCCAAAUCCUGUGGACGAGCAUGUCAUCAGUAAAAUGGGUGGCUUGAGCGUUACAGACGCCGAAGUGACGAAAGGCGAGCUGGAUUCGAUUCGAUCGAUCGAGUCGGAGAAUGAUCCUAUGCGAUCUCUUGGAACCGAACUAGGCGAGAAUAGAAGUGAGUCGGACAAGGAGGCUUAUAGGAAGUCGAUCGAGGCCGGAAAUCUCCCGCCUUUGCCCAGUAUCACUCUCGGGGGUAGGAUGUUUGAGCUAGACGGGCCGGACCUCUUUAAUAUGGAGGACUGA